Messenger RNA from Fusarium proliferatum ET1, 1665 nucleotides. RefSeq lists its product as uncharacterized. The record is from RefSeq and is a predicted model, not a curated record. Bases 1 to 1665 code for a protein of 554 amino acids. The transcript has 3 exons. Lineage: Eukaryota; Fungi; Ascomycota; Sordariomycetes; Hypocreales; Nectriaceae.
AUGGCAGGACAGUACUACGCUGUGCCGUCAAACGGCCAGCACGACAUCCAUCUCCAAUUCCAGAACCCACCAACUACACCGAGCCCACCAUUGCAACCAUCCAGAUCCUUCCAAGGUCUUCCAGCUCGCCGCCGAUCAAAAGUAAAACUCUGGUUCGGCCUCAUCGGAAAAUGGUGCAUCACAGUUAUCUUCAUCAUAGUCAUCUAUGGGAUCUUGAUCGCAUAUGCUCUCUACGAUGUCAUAUCAGAGAAACAGAAGAAGUACUUUAAUGCAUUAAUUACAGGGUUCCUUAUUGCUCUGGGACUAUCAACUAUGAGUCAGUUGACCCAUGCGGUACAAGAUUUGAGAUGGUGGAUCCUGAGUAAGAGGCCGAGGUCCCGUCAAAAAGUCAAAGCGAUUUUGCAUGUUCAUAGCAUGAGCCAAGUAUUGGUCUUGGCAUUCAAAUCGAGUCGAUGGACAAUUCAUGUUGGAGUCGCAACCUGGGUAGCGCUAUUUCUUGCAACUCAAAUCGGAUAUGCCUCAUUAGGUCUGUGCUACUCGGUCGAAAAAACCGAAGACCAGGCCCUCUUGAUUCCCGGGAACGUCUCCAUCGCGAAUUUGAGCACCAUCUCAACCUCGAGUGUUGUCAACGCAUCCGGUUCAACAAAGAGCGAAGAGUACGCGGCAAACAGCUACGGGAUCAUAUCCCUGGCUUUAAACGAAGGGGAUCCCGAUGAUAUCCUUUCUCCUGGGACUUUAUUCUUUGCAGACAAUAAGUUUCUAUUUUGUGACGGGUCCUGUGUUUAUGUCUUUCGCGAGACGAAUACCCUUUCUUUGGAUAAUCCGAAAAGCGCUCCUGUCUCAGCGGUCACCGACAGGAAAGUGAAUAUCACGGCGCAUUGCGACGCGUUGAAGGUCCGUCAAGGGGGCAAUGGAACGGAGGAGCUGAUCACCGUCAACAAUGGGAGCAGAGAAACAAAUAUCACAUUACCUAGUAAGGAGGUUCUUGGUGAGAAGGUUUAUAUGACAUCUGCAUCUCGCAACUGCGGCAGCGACUGCAGCAUUGUUUCAGUGUUUGAACCAUCGUCGACAGAUCCGUGGUUUUACAACUGCACCGUCAAAAUGAGCCCCGUUGAGAACGCGAAGAGGCCAGAGCACGAAGUUAGUGAGAGACUGAUGCGCUUAGCAACAUCGGCAAUAGCCCUAGGAGGCCCCGACGGUCCAAACGAUACCCGAUCAAACAGCUACCCCGCUGCGUCGGUGUUCGGUAUACCACUGAAUGGCUCAACAGAACAAGUAGAAUACCUUUUAUCACGCUUCGCUACGGGUAUGCUAGCAGCUGUCAUCGAAUCAAACACAGAUAUUGUACUCGCCGGCCAAAUGCCUACGAUCGGACAGAAACUCAACGUUUCGCACUGGGGAAUCAUCACCUUGAUCUUAUGGAUCACGGCAUUUCUUCAAUUGUUGGUGGCUGUUGUGGCGACCAAGGUGUCGGAACGGGUUGUUGUGCCAGAAGGCGACUCCCUUUCCGAGGCUAGAGUCUUGAGAGGCAUGGUUGAGGAAGAUAUGUUGGAUGGGGAGAUGAGGGACAGUGCGGGAGGGAAGGGAAAACGUUUAUGGAUUUACAGGAAUAGACACGUUGGUGACGGGUUGUAUGAUUUGUAUAUGGAGGAGGUUAGAACUUAG